Messenger RNA from Helianthus annuus (common sunflower), 948 nucleotides. RefSeq lists its product as uncharacterized. The transcript is spliced from 4 exons. NCBI's taxonomy places the organism in Eukaryota, Viridiplantae, Streptophyta, Magnoliopsida, Asterales, Asteraceae. Gene Ontology annotation, molecular function: nucleic acid binding; zinc ion binding. Bases 1 to 948 code for a protein of 315 amino acids. The record is from RefSeq and is a predicted model, not a curated record.
AUGUCAACUGGUGGAAAUGAUGAUACGGUGCCGACGGUCACCGAACGAAUGAGGGAAGUGAUUGCCGAAGAGGUUGGAAAGGCAAUUGAAAACAGUUUAUCCGGAUUCAUAGACAGGGUUCAAGUUUAUAAUGGGGAGGUUGAUCCGAUAAUAUGCCAACGAUGGCUAAACGACAUCGAGGGAGUGUUUGAAAGGACCCACUGUGAUACAAACGACUACGUAGCCUAUGGAACGAGUCAAUUAAGAGGUCAAGCGAAAGACUGGUGGGAUAACAAGAAAAACGAGAUUGGAAGUAAAGCGGUUAAGGCUAUGACAUGGGAUGAAUUUAAGGCGCCGUUCCUUAAACAUCACAGUCCCAAGGCGGUCAUUAAUCGAAUCAAAGAAGAGUUCAUGCAGCUGAGACACAAGGAACAAAAGAUAUACUACUACUACAACAUGUUGAGCGUCGAGUAUAGGGAGUUCAUGACUCCUUCAAAGUAUGAGACCCUUACUGAGAUCAUAAACGUUGCUUGGGAACGAGAGAUUGAAUUGAAAAAGCAAGUUGAACGGGGUGAACGAAGGGCACACAAUGUAAAUCCAAGCCCUACUAAGAAAGCACGGACGAAUGAAACGGUGAAGAAAUCUGAUGCGAAAGGUGGGUCUCCAAGUUGCAAAAUCUGCGGAAAGGGUCAUAAGGGCGAGUGUCGCUUCAAGGAUAAACCUUGCUCCAUAUGUCGGAAAAUGGGGCACACGGUUCCAACGUGCCCGGACAAAGUGACAGUUUGCUACAAAUGCUAUCGACCGGGUCACAAAAGGUCGGAAUGCCCGGAGCUAGUAGGAAAGAAAGAUGGGCAAGACGCGAAGGGUGAGGCCGGGAAAGCAAAGGCUAGAUCUUUUCACCUAACCGCAGCUGAAGCAAAAGUAGAACCCGAUGUGGUUUCAGUAUCGACAAUGAAGAUUACUCAAUAG